CCUAAGUGACAAGUCUCGUGCAUGCUCAGCCCAAAAGAACACGGUAUCACGACAGAUCGAGACUGACUCACGGCAACCAACCCCCAAAAGGAACUAGCCGUUGGUCAUGGCGGAGGGACUUUGACCUCGGGGACCAACCAGGAGGGAUCUUCUAGGAGAAAAGUCGACCGCCGCCGUCCCCGGAGGUGGUGGGUGCUCGCGGGAUUUGGAGCAAACUUGACCAAGAUGUAGUGUGAAAAAACCGGCUUGAUGGGAAGGGCGAGUGGGGAAACCAGCAAUGAAGAAACGGUGGGCUGCAUGUUCAGCAGCCUGGCUUUCAAGCUUCGCAGAGCCUUGUGGAGAAGCUGCUACAAUGCCGACUUUUCCCAUGCUUUUUCUCUUCUUUUUCUUUUUCUUUUUCUAUUCUUUUUAUUUUCCUCUUCUUUUUUCUCUCCCGACCUUGACCCCUUUUCAUUAUAUUUUCCAUUUUCACCUCUCUUGGGGUUGUGACAGGUCCUCAGCAGAUGCCCAGGUAGUGCAGAUACCCAGGUGGUUUGCUCCGGGGCGGGCAGACACUAUUUUGGCACCGCCGCACCCGCGCCAGACGGCCAUUGGCCAGCUCCGGGAAAAGAAUUGUGCCAGAACCAUGCAGGCUUCCCUAGUUGGUAGCCGAGACCGAGACAUCUUCCAUUCGCAUACUUCUCUGGAUGGCACCGAGAUUCAGUGAGCAAUAAUACGGAUUAGCCUAUGCCACCCCCGCCCCGCCCCCGCACCGCCAGCCCGUGGCCUUGGCCUUCUAGAAGGCGGGGUGAAGCCUCGAGGUCGACAACAUCUUCUGCGUGGGGGGUGGGCGAACAAGCAAGUAAA
Lasiosphaeria miniovina is the source of this 846-nucleotide messenger RNA. RefSeq lists its product as uncharacterized. The record is from RefSeq and is a predicted model, not a curated record. The transcript has a single exon. Bases 278 to 706 code for a protein of 142 amino acids. NCBI's taxonomy places the organism in Eukaryota, Fungi, Ascomycota, Sordariomycetes, Sordariales, Lasiosphaeriaceae.